This is a messenger RNA of Cataglyphis hispanica, 997 nucleotides long. RefSeq names its product dynein axonemal light chain 1 (gene ODA-Dnal1). The transcript has 3 exons. Gene Ontology annotation, cellular component: cytoplasm. Lineage: Eukaryota; Metazoa; Arthropoda; Insecta; Hymenoptera; Formicidae. The record is from RefSeq and is a predicted model, not a curated record. Gene Ontology annotation, molecular function: protein kinase binding.
CGACUGUCAUUGGCUGGAAGUCACAAGCGGCUCGGCGAUUCGCGAUCCAAUUCGCUAGACUCCACGAAACAUCUUGAAGAAAUGCGUACUUCGUGGUGAAUCCUGCUAAAAUAACUAGAUUAUGUGCGUGCGCGGCAAACUUUGAAAAUUCGCGUACAGUUUGAAAAUAGGAUCUUAGAUUUUGUCGCUUAUUUAUUAUAUUUGCCGAUAUAUUCAUUGAUAUUCAUACCGAAAUAGCAAGCAUUAAUUUAUUCCGUUAAAUCAAUUAAAAUCAAUUUAUCCAAUUUUGCUGGAAGGAAUUUAAUCUUUUGCUUGAUAAUUAUGGCUAAAGCGACAACGUGCAAAGAAGCUAUUCAAAGAUGGGAGGAAAAAACAGGAUUAAUCGCGAGCGAACAAAAAGAAAUAAUUUUAUCCUUCCAGUGGCCUCCAAUCGAGAGAAUGGAUAAUAAUUUAGCGAUAUUAACCAGCGUCGAGUUUGUUGUCCUUUAAUGAAUUAAGAAUAACACGAAAACAUUAAUAUUAAUAUUAAACGUUUGCAGAAAGUUAUCUUUGUCAACAAAUAUGAUUGAAAAGAUCAGUGGCAUUAGUUCGUUGAAAUUUUUGAAGAUUUUAUCACUGAGUAGAAACAACAUUAAAACGUUCUCAGGAUUAGAGGCACUUGGAGACCAUUUAGAGGAAUUAUGGAUUUCUUAUAAUUUGAUUGAAAAGAUCAAAGGCGUCAAUGCUCUCAAAGUGCUCAAGGUUUUAUACAUGAGCAAUAAUCUGGUGAAAGAUUGGGCGGAAUUUAAUCGUUUACAAGAAAUACCCAAUCUCCAAGAUUUGUUAUUCAUUAAUAAUCCUAUAUGCGAGAACAUGGACGCGGAAUCGUGGCGUGCCCAAGUUACAAAACGAUUGCCUACCUUAAAAAAGAUCGAUGCGAUGCCAAUAGUGUAUGCCACUACUUUCUUGAUGUUAUCUUUUAUAGUCACAUGAUGCAACUUUUAAACAUAUUAUAAAG